Frankliniella occidentalis (western flower thrips) is the source of this 1093-nucleotide messenger RNA. Its product is annotated as baculoviral IAP repeat-containing protein 7-B-like. The record is from RefSeq and is a predicted model, not a curated record. Lineage: Eukaryota; Metazoa; Arthropoda; Insecta; Thysanoptera; Thripidae. The transcript is spliced from 3 exons. The coding region runs from base 124 to 1038 and encodes 304 amino acids.
ACGUGUUCUCAUACUCACAGGUAACGGGCGAUCGAACCUCUCUGACAUUAAUGGAUACGUUUCUAUAAAUGUGUAAUUAUUAUUUAUUCAUGUUUUGCAGCGUCGAUCGUCACCCGUCCAGAAAUGGCUCAAGACAUGCUUCUUGUAGGCGGUUUCGACAUGAGGCUGCAAGAAAUAGCAGGCUACCCAAACUACUUCAGUGAGGCGGCGCGAUUGGCAUCCUUCAAGGGGUUUCUGAGUAACUCGGCAUGUGUACGAAAGCUCGCUGCCAGUGGAUUUUUUUUUACGGGCAAUGCAGACGAUUGUGUUUGUGCGUUCUGUAUGGUAUUGAUUGGGAACUGGACGCGUGACGAUGAACCAAUGCUGGAUCAUAGUGAAUUCUCAUCGUGGUGCAAGUUGGUCAAUGGCACGGCAACAGACAAUGUUCCCUUGGCGGAGGGCGAGCUUCCCCCGCUUCCGGAGUUGCAGGCCCCGGAGCUUGUGUCUCGGGGAAUAGUGGAAAUGGUGUGUCCUGAAAAUCCGUGCCUACUGGAUCUUAACAUCAUGCUGGCACGCGUUCACAGACACCCCAAGUACAUCGACGAAGGGGCAAGGCUCGACUCCUUCAAAAAAUGGGGCUUUGAGGACACCAUCAAGGGAGAGGCAUUGGCUGAGGCAGGAUUCUUCAACAUUGGUGGUGCGACUGAGGAUAAAACUACAUGUUUUUCGUGCGGCGGGUCGCUGAGGGGAUGGACGAAGGAAGAUAAUGCGUGGGUGGAACACGCAAAAUAUUUCUCGAGAUGUCCUUUUCUUCUUUGUGAAAAAGGAAAAGAUUUCGUCACGGCUGUAACUAAAAGUUUGAAACCAGUGGAAGGGACGAAGGCCCAAAAAUCAGAAGACCCAAGAAUCACUUGCAAAGUGUGUCUCGACGAGGAGGUGGCUGUCCUGUUUCUACCGUGCGGGCAUCUGGUCACAUGCAGAAGGUGUUCGCUGAAAAUGGUGCGGUGCCCUGUCUGUCGAGGCGAGAUAAUGGCGUACACAGUGGCCAUCUUAGCGUAAAGAAAUCAUAUGAUGUAUAAACGGCGUCAAUUUUGAAUAAAUAGCUUAACAAAUA